Molecule: messenger RNA, 776 nt
Organism: Haliotis rufescens (red abalone)
Lineage: Eukaryota; Metazoa; Mollusca; Gastropoda; Lepetellida; Haliotidae
Exons: 3
Coding region: 83-739 (218 amino acids)
Source: RefSeq, a predicted model, not a curated record
GGAGCCUUUCCUGUUUGUCAGAUACGUCAUCACCUUCUCCGCCGUGGGUGUGAGCUCAUCACAGGAAUACCACAUCUUUCCUAUGGGCAACAUAUCAACCCUCAGUUCCAGACUUACCGACUUCAAUAGCCACCUUCAGCCUCAAGAAUAUGAUUUUCUUGUCGACCUGACAACCGGACGUUACAUCACGCACACGACAGACGUCACGUGGCACUCGCCGCUGGUUUCCUCCGGCACAUGCGCAAUGAGAGGUGUCCUUAAGCUGAAUUUUGGCGCCCCGGAUUCUCCUUCAAGACAGAACGUUGUUCUCAUCUAUCUGUGGUUUAGUUCCCCGAGAGGAUGGAGCGUCGACAUAGGAGACUCUGCGGCAAAUAAUGGAUAUGGUGGCGACUUUAGGCGGCGAACAGGACGGGACGCCGAAGUGAGUGGGCGUGGAUCUUCCCUCUUUGUCGUGGGCAGCGACUACGACACAGGUCGACCUAGAGUGAAAAGCAUUGUUCGAAACUUCCUCCUUACCGAAGUCUCCAUCAUCAUCGCCGAUGGUAUCGUUGUGUGGAGCAACUUGGAGCAAGUGUAUAACGCGACAGUCGGAACCGAUCUCUUCGCUUUGAAUGGCCAACCAGACAUUCGGAACAACCCACCGAACUUCGAUAUCUAUCUCGGACUUAACCGAGUGAUAGCUUACCAGGCUCGACGUGGAAGAGGUCUUUGCGCUGCUGGAGUUUCCUGGCUCAAUUAAUUGACAAUACAGUCUGAUAAUAAAACCCGAAAACUGA